UGACAAAAUGGAGAGAUUCUUCUGAUCAUUGUAUUGAAAUUAGAUAAAUGUGAAACGAUUCUAUCAAUCGAGAUCGACUAAAUUCGCGUGGAUUGAGUUUCUCGAUACACAGAGACGGGAAUAACAUGAGUUCGCGACCUCCACAAUUUAGAAAAUCGUGGUUCUUCUGGCCGACUGAACCAGCGAGCGAAGCAGUGACUCUCGAUGAUGUAUUAGUCUAUCUAGGCAAGUGUAGUGAACAGACGCCUUUUCAUAAUUGUCAAUCCAAAUACGUAGUGCACGAUCCUUGUAAUUUCACCAUCUCUCAUGGUGAAUUCGGCGCGUACCAGAAAUACCUUUUUGGUAUGCUAUUCUUCUUCUGCCUGUUCCUCACGUUCGUCUAUUUCUCGCAACUGUUCCUCACCGUGGUACCAAAGGAGCAUUGGUGCAAGGUACCGGAAAUUAAGAACUUCAGCGCGGAACAAUUGAGAGACUACAUGAUACCCAGCUCGAAAUUAGUACCUCGCGAGGGUGAUCAUUAUUUACCGUAUUCUCGAUGUUGGAUCUACGACGUGCCGGUCGAAGAGGCGAUUAAAAAGUCCGAGCCUGACCCGGAUUGGCCGAUGAAAAAAUGCGACGAAUGGGAGUUUAAAUAUACCGCUCAGGACGUGCCAUACGAGUCCGUCGCUGCCGAACAGAAAUGGGUCUGCGACGCGACGUACAAAGUGACGCUCGCGCAGAGCAUCUUCUUCGGCGGUGCUAUCUUGGGAGGUUUAGUGUUCGGUUGGAUGGCCGAUAAAUACGGAAGAGUUCCGGUCCUGGUAGGAACGAACAUGUUGGGUUUUAUCGGCGGCGUCAGCACCAUGUACGUCAGCGAAUUCUGGCACUUCUGCGCGUGCAGGUUCGUCGUCGGUCUCGCCUACGACAACACGUUCACCAUCGCUUACAUACUCGUACUGGAGUACGUAGGGCCGGAGUGGCGGACGUUCGCCGCGAACAUGUCCUACGGUGUGUUUUACACGAUGAGCGCGAUGAGCUUACCUUGGAUAGCUUACUCGAUCGCCGAUUGGAGACUCUUCGCGCUGGUCACAUCCGUCCCGUUGAGCUCUGCCAUAUUCGCACCGUUCCUUCUACCCGAGAGCGUCAGGUGGUUAAUCGGAAAGGGGAAGAUCAACAGAGCGAUGAGAAUUAUCUGGAGCAUCGAGAAAAUAAAUCGCACCGUGAUACCGCCGGAUAUAUACGAGGAAUUCGAGGACGAUUGCCAGAAAACUGCGGAAGAAUUGUCUGCCGAGACUCACAGUAUUAAAGAUCUUUUCAGGACCAAACGUUUAAGAAAGACUACUCUACUGCUGAUAGCGGUCUGGGGUGUGAUACAGAUGUCGUACGACGGUCACAUAAGGUGCCUGGACACCCUCGGAAUGGACGUGUUCAUCACGUUCACGCUGGCGUCCGCGACCGAGCUACCCUCUGAGAUACUGAUUACCUACACCCUGGACGUCGUCGGGCGCAGAUGGCUGCUGUUCACCGCUGUGACGCUCUCCGGACUGUUGAGCUUGGGUGCGGCCUGCUUCCCGAUGGGCGCCGUCUACACCUCGCUCGCGAUAUGCAGCCGUUUCUUCAUAAACGUCUCGUCGAACAUCGCGAUGCAGUUCGCGGCUGAACUGCUGCCGACGGUGAUACGCGGCGAGGGCGUGGCGUUCAUACACGUCAUAGGAUACGUUACCUCGCUCUUCAGCCCCUUCAUCGCGUUCUCCAGCACGAUCAUGUAUAACCUGCCUAUGAUCAUCCUUGGGGUCUCCUGCAUCGUGGCUGGGAUACUCUCCCUGUUUCUCCCGGAAACGCUCUAUGAACAAUUGCCCCAGACGUUGAUGGACGGUGAGCUGUUCGGAAUCGAUCAGAUGUUUUGGGAGACGCCUCUGACGAAGAAGAAACCGCCGGAACCGAAAGUGCAUCACUUGCACGCGAAACGCGCGGUAUCCCGACCGGGCAUGUUACGUAGUAGCAUGAUAUCCGGGCAUAAGGGUAUCGAAAGACGACAUACUCAGAUGAAACGGAGGGCCAGCCAGAUGCCAGGUGCCGCGGGCUAUCGUCGUGUGUAAAAAUCAAUAGGGAGGAACGGAGUACAGUGUGAAGAUUCAUUUAGAUAUUAUGUAUUAAUCGGUUACUUCGAUCUAUAAUGUAAAAAAUGUAAAGAGAUGAUCUUGUACAAAACCUUGCUUUUUAAUUUUAACGAAACUGAGACGAAUGAUUGAGACGAAACCAGCACGUUUAAUUUAUGCGUACGUAAAUUGUACAGAUUUUUCUUAAAAAAAAAUUCUAGAAGAACAUUAGUUCGUUUCUUGGAAAAGUCAGCGUCGUCAAGAGACGCGAUUAAUAACAAUUAAACGUAACAGGGGACAGACGUUUAGUUAAUUGCCGAA
Molecule: messenger RNA, 2399 nt
Organism: Ceratina calcarata
Lineage: Eukaryota; Metazoa; Arthropoda; Insecta; Hymenoptera; Apidae
Product: organic cation transporter protein
Exons: 6
Coding region: 126-2078 (650 amino acids)
Biological process (GO): transmembrane transport
Cellular component (GO): membrane
Molecular function (GO): transmembrane transporter activity
Source: RefSeq, a predicted model, not a curated record